CCGGUAGAACGAUGCUACAAUGAGCAGCUUCUUAGACUACUCAGUGAUGAGCGGUGAAGGUGGCUCCUGCUCUGUCAGGGCUUUCCACUCAGACCACGGGAUUACAACUUUCCAGUCGUGCGCGGUGAGUGUCAACAAUUGCGGCGCGGAUGAGCGUUUCAUGGCGAGCAGGGCUUCCCCUGACAUAAUCCCUCACCAGCCCGGGUCAUACCAGACUACCGCGAGCUCUCUGGGUCUCGCUUAUGGGGCCCAUCCGGCCUGCAGCUCCAGCUAUGCACCUCAAAGUUUCUGCACUACGUAUAACCAUUACGCGCUCAACCAGGAAGUAGACUCCGCAGCAGGUUUCCCCCAGUGCGGCCCACUGAUGUACUCUGGUAACCUUUCCUCCUCCAUGGUCUCUCAGCAUCGCCAAGGUUACAGUGCAGCACCCCUGGGUCAGCUGCAGUAUGCCCACGCCGCAUAUGGCGGCGGGCACGAGCAAGCAACCCCUUUUCCUGGGUGCUCGAACUCGCUGUCACCUCUGCACGCGGCUCACCUGGAUACAUGUUGCUCACCUCUGUCUGAAGGAGCAUCUUCUGCACAGACCUUCGACUGGAUGAAAGUCAAGAGGAACCCACCAAAGACAGGAGGCAGGUCCGGGGAGUACGGCUAUGGGGGUCAGCCCAACACGGUCAGGACCAACUUCACCACGAAGCAGCUGACGGAGUUGGAAAAAGAGUUCCACUUCAACAAGUACCUGACACGAGCCCGGCGAGUUGAGAUCGCGGCCGCGCUUCAGCUGAAUGAGACUCAAGUCAAAAUCUGGUUCCAGAACCGUAGAAUGAAGCAGAAGAAGAGGGAGAAAGAAGGGCUGAUGCCGGCCAAAGCUGCACCCUCAGACCCGGGAGAGAGGGUUCAAGAUAAAAUGGACGAUGCAGAGUCAGAGAAGUCAAUCUCAGCACCCUCUACUCCGUCUCCUACAUCCUCCACUGUCUCCUCGACAGGCGCUGAUCCUUACUCCUCCAGCUAAACUGCCUUGUUACCUCUUUGGGCCACAGGCGGCCUGUCUAUAUCAAAGCUCAUAACCAGUGUACCAAAGCCAAAGUCAUGGUGGAUGGAGAGCAUUUGUGGACCUUUAGGAUGGGUUAAUGGAGUAUUUAGGAUUUUUGGACAGCAAUGUGGACCACUUUUGAGUGAAAGAUUUGUUAUAUAUUGUGUACUAUGUUCACAAAACGCUUUUUUUUGCUGUCCACCAAAUGUAGGUCAUGUGUGUAUUUUUUUUAUUUGAAACCUACGUUGAAUAUGCGUUACAUCACGACUAUGUGUACUUUAUCAGACCUGUUUCCGAUCAUUGUUGCUUCAAAGUCAGAAGUCUGCACACCUAAACAAAUACCUCAAAUGUGCCAAAGUUGUUUGUCAUGGCCCCGGCCUGGCUUAUUGCACUGGAUGUCCCUAAUUAGGCAUUCCACAAUCAAAGAGAUGACCUCGUGUAUAUAUCCUUAUAGAGUACAUUCUUAUUUUACACCCUUAAUCACUUUAACCGUUGUGUAUAGGGCGAGUGUGUGUAUGUGCGUCUGUCUGAAUGCCCAGUUGUGUGAGAUUGCAUGACGCGUAAUGCUUUCAUGUAUUAUUUGCAGGGCGCUGAGUUUUAUCAGUUGAGGAGCCGGUCAUGGCCAUGUCUGUUCCAUACCUUUGUGUGUUGUCUGUAUAAUCUAGUGGAGCACUAUGUUUAGUCCAGAGAGACGUUUACGGGUCAAUCAUGUGUAUUAAAGUGCGUUUCCCU
Labrus bergylta (ballan wrasse) is the source of this 1762-nucleotide messenger RNA. It is a transcript of the gene hoxa1a, whose product is annotated as homeobox A1a. Gene Ontology annotation, molecular function: RNA polymerase II cis-regulatory region sequence-specific DNA binding; DNA-binding transcription factor activity, RNA polymerase II-specific. Gene Ontology annotation, cellular component: nucleus. The record is from RefSeq and is a predicted model, not a curated record. Lineage: Eukaryota; Metazoa; Chordata; Actinopteri; Labriformes; Labridae. Gene Ontology annotation, biological process: regulation of transcription by RNA polymerase II.